Molecule: messenger RNA, 4244 nt
Organism: Oncorhynchus keta (chum salmon)
Lineage: Eukaryota; Metazoa; Chordata; Actinopteri; Salmoniformes; Salmonidae
Product: AN1-type zinc finger protein 5-like
Exons: 6
Coding region: 143-790 (215 amino acids)
Molecular function (GO): DNA binding; zinc ion binding
Source: RefSeq, a predicted model, not a curated record
AACGCUUAGAAUGACGUCACGGUCGUUGUCGCGAAAGUCGGCAGCUAGCGCUGGUUAAGAGGCCGCGCGCACAGAAGGGAAGGAUUAUUACUACAUUCUGGAGAGCAGGUCGUCAUCUGCAGCACUUAGUAUUUCAGAGAGCAUGGCUCAGGAGACCAAUCAGGCGCAAGUGCCAAUGCUUUGCACUAUGGGCUGCGGUUUCUAUGGUAAUCCCCGCACCAGCGGCAUGUGCUCAGUCUGCUACAAGGAACACCUGCAGAGACAACAGGGCGUGGGCCGUUCCAGCCCCCCAGGUGAGAAAGGCUCGGCUGCUUCAUCGCCAGUGGGGUCCCUGGGAGCAGCUGGUGUGUCGGUGAAGCGCCAGACAGCGGAACCCAGCGCGGAAGGAGUCACUCUGCCCGAGGAAAGGACAUCCAGUCCCAGCUCCCCCAGCCCAGUAACCCAGCAAAUGACAGCCAUGAGUAUCUCCCAAGAUACUGGAGCCACUGACUCAGACCAGGCUAAUGGGGAAGAGGAGGUGACAUCCAAAAACACAGAGCCAGUGGGUGAGGCAGACCAGACCUUGUCUGAUGGUGAUCAGACCCCUGACAAAAAUAAGAAGAACCGAUGCUUCACUUGCCGGAAGAAAGUGGGCCUCACGGGCUUCGCUUGUCGCUGUGGUAACCUGUUCUGCGCCAUUCACCGCUACUCUGACAAACAUGACUGUUCUUACGACUAUCGAGGUGCUGCCGCAGCACGCAUACGCAAGGAGAACCCUAUCGUGGUGGCUGAGAAGAUCCAGAAGUUAUGAGGACUGAGUAGAAAGGUCUGAUGUGCAAAUUGUGGAACAAUGGCGGCAUGGAAUAAUACCAGAUAAAAUUGUUUCAUGGUAGGAUAAGGUGGGUGGGGUGGCGGUGUCACAGCCCCUGCCCAGCCACUUCCUUUAACAUCUCCCUCUCUCUCCUAGGGUGACCGCUUGAGUGUGAAUGCCUGUGGUGAGAUGGUCUGUGUGUGUGCAGUAUGGUUUGGUGGGCAUUAGAAGUCUACUGUGGGGAAGGAAGACAUUUCAUUUUUAACCUUUUUAUUGUUUCUUAACUUGGGGGGACUUGAGUUAGUUUUUAUAUUACCCCCGUGUGGUGGUUAAAAUGAGCCAGAAGUAACAUGUUGAAGAGCAUGCUUACAUCUCCGAUAAGGACAUCAGGAGGUCAAGUUAAGAUCCAUGCUGGGAGUUUCUCUGUAUCAGCAAUAUCUUUUGAGGGCUAGAAAUUAAGAAAAACCCUUGUCCAGUUUCUGACAAAUGGGCCUUUUUGUUGUAACUUUUCUUUCCCUUCUGACCCUUAGAUGAAUAGUUCACAACAUGGCAACAUUUUUUCAAGAAAUGUUCUUUGACUUACUGAUAUUGGGUGCAUGAAAGAGCCUCUAUGAGUGAUUGAGAUUGUUUUUAUGAGUGUAUGACAUCAGAUCUAUAUUAAUAUAUUGUCCUUAGCUUGAAGUUUUUUUGAAUAUUGAAGUUUUUUAUAUAAUUUGGUUGUUUGUACUGGAGGAUUGGCAGCAUGUCAGAAAAUCACUUGUUUUGUACUGAACCUUUCAAUGAUAUUUUAGCAUUUCCAUCUGAUUUUAUGUAACCAUUUAAAAAAUACAACUUCUGAUAUGUGAUGGAGUAGAGUCCUGUUAAUAUGUUCAGAUUAGGACGUUGCAGAAAAUGCCAUUUAUUAUGGAAUCAAAGCACAACAAUUAAAGUUAACUGCAGAGCAUAAGACAUUGAAUGUGCAAGUUAACUUACUCAGUUGUUUUCUUCAGCAUCCGGGUCUUUAUACACUGCUCAAAAAAAUAAAGGGAACACUAAAAUAACACAUCCUAGAUCUGAAUGAAUGAAAUAUUCUUAUUAAAUACUUUUUUCUUUACAUAGUUGAAUGUGCUGACAACAAAAUCACACACAAAUUAUCAAUGGAAAUCAAAUUUAUCAACCCAUGGAGGUUUGGAUUUGGAGUCACGCUCAAAAUUAAAGUGGAAAACCACACUACAGGCUGAUCCAACUUUGAUGUAAUGUCCUUAAAACAAGUCAAAAUGAGGCUCAGUAGUGUGUGUGGCCACUACGUGCCUGUAUGACCUCCCUACAAUGCCUGGGCAUGCUCCUGAUGAGGUGGUGGAUGGUCUCCUGAGGGAUCUCCUCCCAGACCUGGACUAAAGCAUCUGCCAACUCCUGGACAGUCUGUGGUGCAACGUGGCGUUGGUGGAUGGAGCGAGACAUGAUGUCCCAGAUGUGCUCAAUUGGAUUCAGGUCUGGGGAAUUGGCGGGCCAGUCCAUAGCAUCAAUGCCUUCCUCUUGCAGGAACUGCUGACACACUCCAGCCAAAUCAGGUCUAGCAUUGUCUUGCAUUAGGAGGAACCCAAGGCCAACCGCACCAGCAUAUAGUCUCACAAGGGGUCUGAGGAUCUCAUCUCGGUACCUAAUGGCAGUCAGGCUACCCAUGGCGAGCACAUGGAGGGCUGUGCGGCCCCCCCAAAGAAAUGCCACCCCACACCAUGACUGACCCACCGCCAAACUGGUCAUGCUGGAGGAUGUUGCAGUCAGCAGAACGUUCUCCACGGCGUCUCCAGACUCUGUCACGUCUGUCACAUGUGCUCAGUGUGAACCUACUUUCAUCUGUGAAGAGCACAGGGUGCCAGUGGCGAAUUUGCCAAUCUUGGUGUUCUCUGGCAAAUGCCAAACGUCCUGCACGGUGUUGGGCUGUAAGCACAACCCCCUCCUGUCGACGACUUCGGGACCUCAUACCACCCUCAUGGGUGGAGGUCAUUUUGCAGGGCUCUGGCAGUGCUCCUCCUGCACCUCCUUGCACAAAUGCGGAGGUAGCGGUCCUGCUGCUGGGUUGUUGCCCUCCUACGGCCUCCUCCACAUCUCCUGAUGUACUGGCCUGUCUCCUGGUAGCGCCUCCAUGCUCUGGACACUACGCUGACAGAUACAGCAAACCUUCUUGCCACAGCUCGCAUUGAUGUCCCAUCCUGGAUGAGCUGCACUACCUGAGCCACUUGUGUGGGUUGUAGACUCCAUCUCAUGCUACCACUAGAGUGAAAGCACCACCAGCAUUCAAAAGUGACCAAAACAUCAGCCAGGAAGCAUAGGAACGGAGAAGUGGUCUGUGGUCACCACCUGCAGAACCACUCCUUUAUUUGGGGUGUCUUGCUAAUUGCCUAUAAUUUCCACCUGUUGUCUAUUCCAUUUGCACAACAGCAUGUGAAAUUUAUUGUCAGUGUUGCUUCCUAAGUGGACAGUUUGAUUUCACAGAAGAGUGAUUGACUUGGAGUUACAUUGUGUUGUUUAAGUGUUCCCUUUAUUUUUUGGAGCAGUGCUUGAUCUCUCUCUGCAGCUUUGCUACUGAGAAUAAAGCAUGUUCUGCCAGUCCAGGCAGGACAUAAUUUAGUGUUUUCCUUGAAUGCCAUCUUCUGUUCCAUAAAGCCAACAGUGAACCACCUUGUUCCCUAAACCACCAGCAGACCACUGAUAUAUGCUGAAUGAUAACAGAACUGGUUGGCAAUUAGUCCAAGAAUUUGUAUAUGUAUGUGUAGUAAUGUUUUCAUAACUACCCUAAAGAAAGAACUGCCGUGGCACUGCUUUCUUUUCCUUGUAUUUUCUUUCACCCACAGGUAAUUCCUGUGUCUUUGAAUGGGGGGUGGAAUUUUAGUCAUAGGGCUAAAAUCACUCUGGAUGACAUUUAUUCUAAAGUGUCAUUCUAGGUUGCUUUCCUGUUCCUCCUGACUGCCCACAUUCGGUGAAUCCAUAGACAGACAGACACAACCCUUAGUACCAGUAAUUUGGACAUGUCUCAAUCCUCGGCCAAGGGCCUUCGUGUCCCUGUGGUUGUUUUCAGGAUUGGUCACAUUAGUUUGGUUCCAAAUAAUUAGUGGCAGUUUUGCAUUUUUAGGUGAAUCAAACGUUUCAUAGCGAAUGUCAUUGAAAAAGAGUUGUGUAGAAAAAAGCAAAUACUGAAAAACGUCACGUGUGACACCUGGCAAAACAACGAGGCCCUUUUGAGAGAAAGUCUGAAUUGAAUGAGCUGUCUUAUAUGAACAGGAAAACAUCGGGACUUGACGCCAGGCACCACAGGUUAAAAUUACAUUUUUGCAUCUACUGAUUGAGAUUUGUUGCUAUUUUUGGUCCAUUUAUGAUUUGUAUUUUCACAAAGUAAACUAUUUCAAACUUGCUGAAAACUUAUAAUUUCUUUAGUUUGUCAUACUACUGUCAUUAAAAUUGUUAUUAAUUUUAA